AUGAUGCGUCGAUGUUUGCUUCUUAUUGCGUUCUUAUUCUGCAUCGACCGUGUUGCAUGGUUGGAAGCUGUCGGUGUCCACAAUUGGCCAUUCAUAUUUAACAACAAUCCAUCAAAGAACUGGGUUGUCCUUGUCGCUGGUACCAAUAACUGGGACAAUUAUCGACAUCAACUCAUGGCCAUGGAGUUGAACGAUACCCUCGCCUACAUGCAUUCGAAAAGAAAGUUCAACAAAUUGGUGCUAUACGUGGAGGCUUGCUACUCUGGCUCUAUGUUUAAAGAUGUUCUUCCUUCAAAUUUGGGGAGAAGAAUCCCAGUUGGAAAAUUCCAGGGUCAUUAUGACCUACUGAUGCACCGGAAUGAUGGAGCGAUAGUACCGAAUGCUGUAGACGGAAAGCCCUAUUGCCAGGCGCAUUUGUUUUCAAAAUCUCGACGCUUGAUGUCGGCCGCAACCGAGGAAGAACAUGAAACCGCUUGGCGAAAGCUGCACCGUGCACUUCAGCUUGGCCACAUCGUCAAGGAAACGUGUCGUGACAUCGUCCUGGAUGUGACAACCCACCAUAAGCCAACGCCAAAAGGCCUGUCCAAGAGGGAUGAAUUAAUGUUUUUCAAGGCGGACGUUUACCACGCGUAUCAAGUCAUGCGUAAAAACAAUGUUCCAGCGAGGAAUAUAAUUACCCUCGCCUACGACGACAUUGCAAACAAUCCCAAAAAUCCAUUUAGAGAAGAAGUGUUCCAUGAAUACCUGCGCGAUGAUGUAUACAAUGGUGUGAUAAUUGACUACCGAGGAAAAGAUGUCACACGAGAUAACUUCGUGAAAGUAUUAAAAGGCGAUGAGAAACUUGAAGCCAACAAGAAGAAGGUGCUUAAAAGCGGUCCUAAUGACAACGUGUUCAUCUUCUACUCUGGCCAUGGUGGGACUCGCUUUAUUGGAUUCCUACACGAAACUCUGCGUGCCAUGGAGUUGAACGAUACCCUCGCCUACAUGCAUUCAAACAAAAUGUUCAACAAAUUGGUGCUCUACAUGGAGUCUUGCAGCUCUGGCUCUAUGUUUAAAGAUAUUCUUCCUUCAAAUAUGGGAAUCUACGUGACAACAUCAACCACAGAAGAUGAACAAUCCCAUGCUAUAUUUUGUUUGGACGAGGACAUCGAUGUCUGUCUUGCGAACGAAUACUCGCUUCGCUGGAUUUUAGAUUCGGAAUACAAAGACCUAAAAAAGCGUACACUGGAGGAACAAUACGAGGAGGUGAAAAAAACUACGAAGUUAAGUCACGUAAUGAAAUACGGCGAAAUGGCGAUGGGCAGUCUCCCGGUUGGAAAGUUCCACGGUCAUUAUGAUCUGCUGAUGCAUCGGAAAGACGGGGCAAUAGCACCGAAUGCUGAAGAUAGAAAGCCCUAUUGCCAGGCAAAUUUGAUUUCAAAAUUCCGACGCUUGAUGGCAGCCGCAACCGAGGAAGAACAUGUAACUGCUUGGCCAAAGCUGCACCGUGCACUUCAGCUCGCCAACAUCGUCAAGGAUACGUUUCGUGACUUCGUCGAGCGUGUGAAAACCAACCAUAAGCCAACGGUAAAGGGCCUGUCCAAGAGGGAUGAGCUCAUGUGUUUCAAGGCAGUAUUCGAUCAAUUCCGGACGCACUGCUUCACAAUUCAACAGGCAAGUUGA
This is a messenger RNA of Opisthorchis viverrini, 1662 nucleotides long. RefSeq lists its product as hypothetical. NCBI's taxonomy places the organism in Eukaryota, Metazoa, Platyhelminthes, Trematoda, Opisthorchiida, Opisthorchiidae. Gene Ontology annotation, molecular function: cysteine-type endopeptidase activity. The transcript has 15 exons. The coding region runs from base 1 to 1662 and encodes 553 amino acids. Gene Ontology annotation, biological process: vacuolar protein processing. The record is from RefSeq and is a predicted model, not a curated record.